AUGGCUUCCAACGCUCCAGGACAAUGCUGUGUCACUUCCAACUUCCACGAGGGUACUCCAAAGGGCUCCCACGUUGACUUGUUCGGCCUGAACACCUAUGUCACUGGUGAGAAGGGUGAGCGUGUCAUCGUCUUGAUCACUGAUAUCUACGGCAACAAGUACAACAAUGUUCUUUUGAUUGCUGAUGAGUUUGCCAAGGCUGGUUACUAUGUUUUGAUUCCUGAUAUCCUUAAAGGUGAGGACUGUGUUCCGUCUGUUACUGAUAUUCCAGAGUGGCUGGGCCGUCACGGUCCUGAAAUCACCACCCCAAUCGUUGACGGGUUCCUCAAGUCGCUCACAGAGUCAGGGAGCUACUCUUUUGUUGGUGUUGUUGGUUACUGUUUCGGUGCCAAGUACGCUAUCCAACAAUUGGCUGAGGGCAAGUACGCCACAGCUGGUGCUGUGGCACAUCCUUCGUUCGUCACCAUCGACGAGGUUGCUGCCAUUACCAAGCCAAUCAUCAUCUCAGCAUCAGAGAUUGAUUCAAUCUUUACUGUGGAGCUGAGACAUGAGACUGAGAAGAAACUCAGCGAGAUUGGUGCAAGAUACCAAAUUGAUCUGUUCUCAAAGGUCUCCCAUGGCUUCACUGUGAGAGGCGACUUGAGCGACCCUGUCGUGAAGUACUCUCAGGAUAAGGCACUGCUUGACCAAAUCACUUGGUUCAACUUGUUUUAG
Williopsis jadinii is the source of this 714-nucleotide messenger RNA. RefSeq names its product protein AIM2 (gene AIM2). Lineage: Eukaryota; Fungi; Ascomycota; Saccharomycetes; Phaffomycetales; Wickerhamomycetaceae. Gene Ontology annotation, molecular function: hydrolase activity. The transcript is spliced from 2 exons. Bases 1 to 714 code for a protein of 237 amino acids. The record is from RefSeq and is a predicted model, not a curated record.